This is a messenger RNA of Syngnathoides biaculeatus (alligator pipefish), 2563 nucleotides long. RefSeq names its product ADP-ribosylation factor-like 4D (gene arl4d). The transcript is spliced from 2 exons. Gene Ontology annotation, cellular component: cytoplasm. Gene Ontology annotation, molecular function: GTPase activity; GTP binding. The record is from RefSeq and is a predicted model, not a curated record. Gene Ontology annotation, biological process: vesicle-mediated transport; intracellular protein transport. Bases 821 to 1426 code for a protein of 201 amino acids. Lineage: Eukaryota; Metazoa; Chordata; Actinopteri; Syngnathiformes; Syngnathidae.
UUUUUUGCUGAGGUUGUCAAAAGACCGCCAGAGUGUGCAACAGACAUAUGGACCAGCUGAACCAUUCAGAGAUCUUAUUUUUUUUAUUUUGACUUUUUUUUUGUUAAAAAAAAAUCAUGUAAUGAACAAAAACAAACAUUAAAAUCACCUAAUUUUAUUUAUUUAUUCAUUUGACAGGGAUUAAGUAAUUUUGUACCAUAUGUCCUAGUUGUCCAAGAAGUCUUUAUCGUGAUAGGGACUCAAAAGUUUAGCAACGUGAAGUUUCACUAAAUGACCGUAGCGUGUCGCUGUUUUACCACAAUGUCCACAAACACCAAAGUUCGAUGCGAGCAAGAAGCGUAUAAUUGUUAAAUAUACUAAAUGUUAGUGAUGUUAUCCCCAAAAAAGCCUUUCAAGUGUCAUGUGACGCAUUCGAACGUGAUAAACGCCACAAAAGACUCGACAAAAAACGCGUUCAACGUAGUUGACGCAGUCGCGUCUCCAGAUUGGUCGUGACGUCACUCCGGCUCGAGCGAGGUGCGUUCGUGGCAGCGGCUGCGCGGAGAAGCCGAGCUGCUCAGUGCGGCUGAAGCCGGACCCGCGGAAGGCCGCUCUCGACGUGAUUUUGAUGACAAAAGUGCAACAUGGAUGCGUUCAAAGACGUUUUUCUCUUCUGUGCGCACGUUCACGUGCCCCGCUGCUGCCUUGUGAUGCGUUCAAGGGCUUGAAGAAAACUUCAGAGCUCGUGAAAGGUUGGCGAUUUCCCCCACCCCCUCCCUGACAUGCAGACCUAAAAUCCCGAGAGGCUCAAACCGGGCAUCCUCGCGGGAGCCGCGGAAUCAUGGGUAACCACCUGAGCGACAUGGCGCCGCCCGGCUCCUUCCUGCCCGGCUUCCGGUGCCUCCACGUGGUGGUGAUCGGGCUGGACUCGGCCGGCAAGACCUCUCUGCUGUACCGGCUCAAGCUGAAGGAAUUCGUGGAGACCAUCCCCACCAAAGGCUUCAACGCGGAGAAGGUGAAGGUGCCGGUGGGCGGCUCGCGGGUCGUCACCUUCCACGUGUGGGACGUGGGCGGCCAGGAGAAGCUGCGGCCGCUGUGGAAGUCGUACACGCGGCGCACCGACGGCCUGGUCUUCGUGGUGGACGCCGCCGAAGCCGACCGCAUGGAGGAGGCCAAGGUGGAGCUCCACAAGAUCAGCCGCAGCUCGGAGAACCAGGGCGUGCCCGUGCUGAUCCUGGCCAACAAGCAGGACCUGGACACGGCGCUGCCCGCGGGCCAGGUGGAGAAGCUGCUGGGCGUGCAGGAACUGAGCGCCGGAACGCUGCACCACGUGCACAGUUGCAGCGCCGUGGACGGCCGCGGCGUGCAGCAGGGCCUGGAGAAACUCUACGACAUGAUCCUCCGGAGGAAGAAGAUGGUCAAGCACAACAGGACCAGGAGGAGAUGAAGAGCGCAAAGGAGGGAGGCGGAAGAACACGUCCUCGACCCAAACCUGGUGAAAAAUAGGGGGUGGGGGGGUUCUUAAAAAUGUAGUCAAAGGGAAUUGGAACUGUAUUUAGCAAAAGUACUUAGUUGGAUUGAAACAAAAAAAGACACUUUAUCAAGGGAUUCUUCCACGUACCAUUCGAGGGAGGCUCUGUACCACCAGAGUACCACACUGACUAAUCACUAGUCGAAGCUAACGACUCUCUAGACCUGAAGCUACGAUUAAAAAAAACACUACCAUUUAACUUCAAACUCGACUGACAACAUCCAUAAUGAGGAGAUUCCUGUUGAUUUGCUAUCAGCAGAGCAAAAACCUGAAGUCUCAAUGGAACUCUACGCUACCAACCCAGACUAAACUUGGCUCCUCGCUGACAUACAAAGAUUAGAAUAGUCAAGGUGGGUCACUUACAUAGUUCCAAGACACUAAAUUCCCACUUUCCCGCUAUCCAGGACUUUGGGCCCCAUCUUAUACCAGAAAGUUGAAUAAUGUAGGAUGCCCCCCCCCUCCCCCUCCGUCCCCACCAACCAAUAAAAAUGAAUUUGUGCUCUUUUUUUUAAUAGCAUUAGUGUAAGGUAAUUACCUUUUCUCCAGUGUUUUUCUUACAAAACUAACAAUGCUCAGAUUUUAUUUGGCUUGACCGAUCUCAAGUCAAGCACUUUCUAAUAUUUUGGUGAACGUCACUAAACUCCACAGGAGCACAUUUUGUAUUCACCCGGCGGGAUGACGGCGACAUAUCGGGCGAGUUUCCACUCUGUCAAAUUCAGAGCCGAAAUAAUUUUAUGAAGAUAUACUGUAAAUCACAAUAAUGAAAUACCGCAAAUUUUGAUAACCUUGUGAAUAUUAUCAGAUUUCUCGGCUAGCAGAUUUUGUGACAUUUUUAUAGACUUCACCAGUCGAAAAUUAAGUUGAGUUUUUAACCGCCACGACUGCAUCCCUUGCUGAGUUUGUUCUGAAAUCUAGAAAGUUCCUUAAAUUUUCCGUGCAUUUGUGGUCAUAUCUGGGGGACGCUCCAACCUGUACGUUUUUGUAAGAUCGGUGACCCGAUUAAAUCCAAGCACCACCCCUUGAGACGACGUUUGUGGUCUUUCGUGAAAAGUG